Messenger RNA from Aspergillus versicolor CBS 583.65, 2205 nucleotides. RefSeq lists its product as uncharacterized. The coding region runs from base 1 to 2205 and encodes 734 amino acids. The record is from RefSeq and is a predicted model, not a curated record. The transcript is spliced from 3 exons. NCBI's taxonomy places the organism in Eukaryota, Fungi, Ascomycota, Eurotiomycetes, Eurotiales, Aspergillaceae.
AUGGCGUCAAUCCCGUCGCCGAUUGAGUCGCUACCAAACGAGCUGCUCGACGAAAUCGCCUACCUCCUCUCCUCCGAUCCCCCUUCCUCGAAUGGGCUACACGAGCCUCCAAACACACGUAUAACAUGGUCGAAAACCCGAGAUUUGAAGCAUCUUUCGCUCACAUGCCUCCGCCUCUACAAUCUUGUUCGCCCUCGGCUCUUCUCCCAUUGUUGCUUCGAACUAAAAGACGCAAAUGAAUAUCUCUCAUUCAUAUCCAAAUCGGAACUGGACCGCUAUGUCACAUCAGUUGUGGUAAACGCAAGCGAUGCUUUGGAGGACUGCGAGAGCUCUGGUACGCCCUGGUGGCGACGCUUUUUGUGCUCCCUUGUCCCACGACGUAUCACAGUAAUCGCGCCACCCUCGGUCAUUGGACGGAUGUUCGAAAUGCAAAUACCCCAGGAACAUGGCUGGGCUUUCGAAAUACCCCUUCAGGUUGUACAGCUAGAAUGCGACUGGGGAAGCUGCAAGCCUACUUUUGUUUCGGAUGAAGAUUGUGGCCUUCUGGACUGUCUCCCGUGGUCGUCCAUGCAGUUCAACGAAUCAUCAUCUCUUAAAGCAUACAACCAUUAUGAGUAUUUUCUGUACCAGAUUCCUUCCAUAUUCCAUCGUUGGAGCCCGUGGGCGUCCACGCAUUCCUUGUCCGAGCGGCCGCACCUAUCAUCCUCGCUAGCAAACCUAACGUCCUUUACAUACGUGGCGGUCUUUCCAUUCUACAAUCACGUCCAGCUGGUGUUGGAUGCUGUGGAAUUCAUGACAAACCUCCGGUCUUUGACGAUACAACUUGGCCCGUCGUACAAUAACAGAGUGACUGAAAUCGAGCAGCGAGGCUCCAUGGACCCGAGCGAUCCCUGGAUGGAACUUGCCACAGGAUACUCAUUGAUUGCACAUGCUGUCAGGAGCCUGGGAAUAAAGAGCUAUCUCUCAAAAUUUAUCGCGUGUGAUUACGAAAUGGAGCCGGUCCGGGCCGAGAUCGACGUGAUACUGGGGGAUAUCCUGUGUGACGGUCCAUGGACGCAUGAUGGCCAUGGCACCUGGACAAAAAGGCCGGCUGAUAUGGCCAAUGCGGACGGAGACUCAACCGCCGUUCACCCUUCUGACAACACACGCGUCCCUUCUGGCGGAAUGCCCACAACAUACAGAGCGGAGCCAGCAGAACCCAUUCUGGCUCAUACUCUAUUGCAGGAAUCCUCCAACAUACGCCCAGAGGCAGCCUCCGUCUCAAAUCAAGAGAGGCUAGACCAAGACCCUUCAAAUAAAUGGAACCUAGAAUUCGACAUUGAGAAUGGCCUCCAUUCCUCCCGGGAUGACAUCUUCCGCCCAGGGACAGUAAUCGGCUUCUCCAGAUUACGAGGCAGAUCCCCAGAUGGGAAUGACGAUGAAUUUGUCGGCGAGCUCCCCCGCCAUCUCCUCACGAAAUGGCUUCGCCAACCAAAACCACCAUCAAUACCGCAAAGCAGAACAUUCAUAAUCCACCCCCCAAGCAGCACCAUCUUCUCGCCCACCAAACUCCUCUCCUCACUGCAAUCCUUUCACCCUUCUCUCCCCCGCAAGGACGCAAUCUCCCUCCUCGACUCAGUCCAGCUCUUCCCAGUCUUCGACUUUGCGGCCGCCGUGCAGGCUAUUAAUGAAGUCGCUGAUAUAUUGCACUCCCUCCGAGAACACCAAGACGAGCAGCAGCAGCAGCAGCAGCAGCAGCAGCAGCAGCAGACCCAACAGACACUUGUUAUUGCUGGUCUCGACACCCUCACCGAAGCAGUUGUACGCGCGUCAAAUGCCGUCCGCGGCGCCGCUGUCCUGAGUAGUGCGCUGCGGAUAAUAGCGCAGUUAUCGCGUAUGCACUCCCCAAAUCUGUCCGUUCUUCUUGUGAAUACGAGCGGUGUUGGGCCUGCAGUCCGUGAUGAUGGUUCCGUUGUGCAGAAUCAGAACCAGAACCAGAACCAGAACCAGAGAGACUACGAAACUCGAGAUGACGGCAUCCAGUCGAUGUUCUCUGUAACUGAUGGUCCGCUCUUUCCCAGUCUGCUGAUGAGAACGCUGGAUCAGGGGAUUGAUACGCAUCUCCUGGUGUCGACUACGCGAAGGGUUCCAGUUGUAGAGGUUAUUAAGGACCGGGUGGGGGGUGGGCUUGGGAGGUGGUGUGUUUGGAGCAGAAAGAAUAAAUGA